AAGAUCGGCAGGCUGUUCAGCGAUCAAUUUGCACCGUUCGAUUGCUCCGUGUUUUGCUACGUCAUAUCAGGUUUCUCCGCAACGGGUCCAGCCCCCCUCGCCGUAAAUCAUCCGGGCUCACUUUUCCCGCCGUUUUCUCCACCGUGAGCGUUUGUCACCAGCUUUCAGUUCGCGGCGCGAGCGAGGCAAAGAAAUUUGUCGACAGAAAGGUGACUUUCACGGAUUCCGUACGAGACGGAAUGAAUCCUUGAUUUGCUUCCCUACUAAAUCUCAAUUCUUGGGGCUUCAAGGGGAACUAUGAAACAGAAGGAAGAGAUCGAUCUUAGGAAGAAGGGGAGGUUGCCUCGUGAAUAAGUGGAGCAAGUGUCCUCAUCGAUUGCUUCAAUUGAAAAUAUUUUUGCAAGGUCUGCAUUUUGUAGAAGAGAUCAAAUAGUCUAAAUGGCAGAUCGUGUGGGCAAUGAUGAGACAAGAAGGGUUGUUUUUGUAACCGUGGGGACAACUUCAUUUGAUGCUCUUGUGAAAGUGGUGGAUUCUCCGGCGGUCAAGCAAGAGUUAUUUACAAAAGGGUACACCCACCUCCUGAUUCAAAUGGGGCGCGGAUCUUAUGUUCCCACAAAGUCGGAAGGAGGUAAUUCGUUGGCUGUAGACUACUUCACCUUCUCCUCCAGCAUUGCCGAUCAUCUCAACUCAGCUUCUCUUGUCAUCAGUCACGCAGGGUCAGGUAGCAUAUUCGAGGCGUUACGACUGGGAAAGCCUUUAAUUGUGGUUGUGAAUGAAGAUUUGAUGGACAAUCAUCAAAGCGAACUGGCAGAAGAACUAGCAGACCGAAAACAUUUGUAUUGUGCACGUCCUCAAACUCUGCAUCAAACUGUAGCUGAUAUGGAUUUGAACUCUCUCGUCCCUUACUCUCCAGGUGAUGCCACACCUGUGGCAAAGCUCAUCAAUAGAUUCCUCGGUUUUUCUGAUGAUUGACGACUUAAAAUAUGAUUCAUCUAACCACAUGCCUUUGCAAUUCUUCAGAUUCUGCACCUUCAUUUCACACGAUUCUUUUUCAUAUAUAGAACAGAAGGGGAACACUUGACUAGUUUACCCUUUCGGUAGUUAUAAAGUAGGUGGAUACAGAAUGUAGGAAGUACAAACUUCUUCUGUUUUAUUUUUAAAUGAAUCAUAUAUAUUGCAAAAUUACAAGAAUUUUCCAUUGAUUCAAGAGUUUAAUCCCAUAUCAAGGCCUAAGAUGCCUUAGUUAA
Neltuma alba is the source of this 1247-nucleotide messenger RNA. RefSeq names its product UDP-N-acetylglucosamine transferase subunit ALG13 homolog. The coding region runs from base 439 to 972 and encodes 177 amino acids. The record is from RefSeq and is a predicted model, not a curated record. The transcript is spliced from 4 exons. NCBI's taxonomy places the organism in Eukaryota, Viridiplantae, Streptophyta, Magnoliopsida, Fabales, Fabaceae. Gene Ontology annotation, molecular function: hexosyltransferase activity. Gene Ontology annotation, biological process: dolichol-linked oligosaccharide biosynthetic process. Gene Ontology annotation, cellular component: UDP-N-acetylglucosamine transferase complex.